AAUUCAAACCAUCCUUUAACUGACUAGGCUAUUUUGUAUUUCCUACCCUCUCUCAUAUAAUGUUAUUUACUCUUUGUUUCAAUUUAGAAGUCUGAGCACAGGCUAAUGUCAGAUCCAGUGAGUGGGCGGGACUUUCGGUUCUCUGUGCCUGUACCGACCAUUAAAAAAAAAAAUCUGUUGAGUGGAAGAACUGUGGAAGCCAGCUAACGUAAGCUAGGGCUAACCGCCGUAGCCAAUUUGCCCAACCGAGGCAGGUAUUUUUAGUUGGAAGGAUAAAGAAACAACUAAAAGGAGCACACGCUUCCGAUGCUCGUAUUUCCUCCUGGAUAUCUCAAUGGUUUCUUCGUUUUGAAUCGGAAACCAUUCUGGACACCUAGCUUGCUAGUUGGCUAACGUUAAUUCUCACGGACACGUUUCAUCAUUUAAAACACAAAAUCGAAUGUUGUUUUUGUCAUGAGUCCGGCCGGGUGUUCUCAUGUGAACGGUUUUAAAGUGGACAAUUGGAAGCAAAAUCUACGAGUCAUAUAUCAAUGCUUUGUAUGGAGUGGGACUGCUGAAACGAGAAGACGCAAGGUUCUUCAGAAUGAUGCGGGAUGGACAGCACUGGCCAAGUCAUGUAUCUGUCACAUGUGCGGCGCGCACCUGAACCGCCUGCACUCCUGUCUCUACUGCGUGUUCUUCGGCUGCUUCGCCAAGAAACACAUCCACGAGCAUGCCAAAAACAAACGACACAACCUAGCUAUAGACUUAUUAUACGGCGGCAUAUUCUGCUUUGUUUGUCAAGACUACAUAUAUGACAAAGACAUGGAACAGAUUGCCAAAGAGGAACAGAGAAAAGCCUGGAAAUUACAAGGUAUAGGAGAGAAGUACUCUACGUGGGAGCCCACAAAGAGAGAGCUGGAGUUAUUACGGCACAAUCCAAAGCGACGGAAAAUCACUAGCAACUGCACCAUAGGUUUACGGGGCUUAAUAAACCUGGGCAACACCUGUUUCAUGAACUGCAUCGUGCAGGCGCUCACACACACUCCCCUGCUGCGAGACUUCUUCCUCUCGGACCGACACAAGUGCGAGAUGCAAUCAAACUCCUGUCUGGUGUGUGAGAUGUCCCAGCUCUUUCAGGAGUUUUACUCUGGGCAUCGUUCCCCUCACAUUCCCUUCCGGCUGCUGCACCUGGUGUGGACUCACGCGCGCCACCUAGCGGGCUACGAGCAGCAGGACGCCCACGAGUUCCUCAUCGCCGCGCUGGAUGUUCUGCACCGCCACUGCAAAGGUGAUGACAACGGCAAGAAGGCCAACAAUCCAAACCACUGUAACUGCAUCAUCGACCAAAUCUUCACCGGCGGCCUGCAAUCGGACGUCACGUGCCAAGUCUGCCACGGUGUCUCCACCACGAUAGACCCCUUCUGGGACAUCAGUCUGGACUUGCCGGGCUCCUCCACCCCGUUCUGGCCCCUGAGCCCCGGCACAGACAGCAGCACGCUGAACGGCGAGAGCCACCUCACCGGCUCCACCACGCUCACCGACUGCCUACGGAGGUUUACUCGUCCUGAGCACCUGGGAAGCAGUGCCAAAAUCAAGUGUGGCGGUUGCCAUAGUUACCAGGAGUCCACAAAACAGCUGACCAUGAAGAAGCUGCCCAUUGUGGCGUGUUUCCACCUCAAGCGGUUUGAGCACUCAGCCAAGUUACGGCGGAAGAUCACCACCUACGUCUCUUUCCCUCUCGAGCUGGACAUGACGCCCUUCAUGGCCUCUAGUAAAGAGAGUCGAAUGAAUGGCCAGUAUCAGCAGACAGUAGAUGUCUUAAAUAACGAUAAUAAGUACUCGUUGUUUGCUGUAGUGAACCACCAGGGCACACUGGAGAGUGGCCACUACACCAGCUUCAUCAGGCAGCACAGGGACCAGUGGUUUAAGUGUGACGAUGCCAUCAUCACCAAAGCCAGCAUCAAGGACGUGCUGGACAGUGAAGGGUAUUUGUUGUUUUACCAUAAGCAGUUCCUGGAAUACGAGUAGCCUUACCUGCACCUGCUGCUGGAGAACCCACGACCAGACCCAACCCUAGCCGCCACCUGCUGGCACGUGAGACACAUGCAAACACACACCUCUCUACCUGAAAACUCAACUGACUACCCACCUGCUCUAGCCCCCGCCAAGCGAGGAAGAGUGGGACAGAAAAACAAACAAACAAAUAAAUAAAAAAAAUAAAAAACAAACAAGAAAAAAAAAAGACAAAACAUGAAAUGAUGCAAAACGUUCAGCUGCACUGAACGCACUUCUACUUGACAACGGGGGACGGCUUCGGACAAACGAGAAGAGGACGAAAAGAGAGGCAUGAGGCGUUGAUGGAAGCAGAGGGCAACGCCGUCUCGGACAUGACCCAGAGGAGCCUUCGCUGUCCCUUCUUCUCUCCUCCGAGAUGAAGGGAUGCGUGGAGAGAGGAGGAGGAGGAGGAGGAGGAAGAGGGCACAUCUCAACUUCAACUACAGUAUUGUCUGAUUCUUGUACUGUUUGGUUGUUUUAGUUUUUUUUUUUUGUUUGUUUUUUUCCAUGGUGCUCUUUUUCUUGUUGACCUAGCAUUAGGGGUGGGGUGGGGGUGGGGGGGCACUGUUCCUCUUGCGGAACCGACUAAGAGAACCAGCGAGGAUGACGGAACAGAAAGGUAUUAAUGAACUCAACAACUUUAAAAAGAGAAUAUGACCAGUGAUUAUGAUGCCUGUUUGUGAAGUUUAGUUUUGGAAUACUGUAUGACUUUUAGCACAUUUUUUUUUUUUCUUUUUUUGUGGACAACGUGUAAGUGGGAGGACUGAGAGAGAGGGCCAGCUGAUUGGCCGAUCCAGGGCAACACUGCCGUGGCAACGAAAAAAAACAAAGAUGGGCCUGGACCUUUUUUGUUUUUGUUUUUGUUUUGUUUUGUUACCUUUUUUACUUGUCUGUCUCUGUCCAUGGCAGGUCUUCAGGUCAUUGUCUUGUUUUUUGUCAUUUUUGGUUUUUGAUAUUUGUAUUGGACUGCGGCGAGUUCCAGUGUGUCCUAGCUGCAAGAGACUGCGGCGAGGUCCAGUGUGUCCUAGCUGCAAGAGACUGCGGCGAGGUCCAGUGUGUCCUAGCUGCAAGAGACUGCGGCGAGGUCCAGUGUGUCCGAGCUGCAAGAGACUGCGCGGGGGAACGGGGAGUCAUUGUGUUGGUUGUGAAAUGUUCUGGCUGUUCUAAUGAUUUAUUAAAUGGACGCAAGGAGCUUGGCAGCAGUAUAUAUAA
This is a messenger RNA of Clupea harengus (Atlantic herring), 3249 nucleotides long. RefSeq names its product ubiquitin carboxyl-terminal hydrolase 22. Gene Ontology annotation, molecular function: zinc ion binding; cysteine-type deubiquitinase activity. Gene Ontology annotation, biological process: protein deubiquitination. The record is from RefSeq and is a predicted model, not a curated record. NCBI's taxonomy places the organism in Eukaryota, Metazoa, Chordata, Actinopteri, Clupeiformes, Clupeidae.